Loxodonta africana (African savanna elephant) is the source of this 6766-nucleotide messenger RNA. It is a transcript of the gene CNNM4, whose product is annotated as cyclin and CBS domain divalent metal cation transport mediator 4. The record is from RefSeq and is a predicted model, not a curated record. Gene Ontology annotation, cellular component: cytoplasm; plasma membrane. Gene Ontology annotation, biological process: magnesium ion homeostasis; magnesium ion transport; intracellular manganese ion homeostasis. Bases 1 to 2160 code for a protein of 719 amino acids. NCBI's taxonomy places the organism in Eukaryota, Metazoa, Chordata, Mammalia, Proboscidea, Elephantidae. Gene Ontology annotation, molecular function: magnesium ion transmembrane transporter activity; sodium ion transmembrane transporter activity. The transcript is spliced from 6 exons.
AUGGCGCCGGAGGGCGGGGGCGGGCGCCCGGGCGGCGGGCCGGGCCGAGGGCGCCUCCUCCUGGCGGCGCUGGUGCUGCCGGCGCUGCUGUGGGCGCGGGGGGCCCGGGGCCAGGGCGACCCUCCGCGGGGCACGGUCCUGGGCAUGCGGCUGGCGAGCUGCAACAAGUCGUGCGGGGUGAACACGGACGGCAUCAUCUUCGUGUCCGAGGGCAGCUCGGUGAGCCUGCGGCUGUACGGCCAGCGCCUGGGCGCCGUCGCCAGCGGCCUGAUCUCCUUCACCGAGCUGGACGACAACGAGGCGGCGCGCCACUCCAGCGGCUGCCCGGAGCUGACCAAGGACCUGGUGGUGCAGCAGCUGGUCAACGUCAGCCGCGGGGGCACGUCGGCGGUGCUGGUGCUGCUGACCCGGUUCCUGCGGAGGAGCGAGAACGUCAAGCUGUACGCGCUGUGCACCCGGGCCGGGCCGGACCAGCCCUGGCAGAGGUGGACCGACAAAGACUCGCUGCUCUACAUGGCGCAGGAGGCCGGCAGCCUGCUGCCGCUCUGGCUGCACAUCGUCCUCAUCGUGGUGCUGCUGGGGCUGUCGGGCAUCUUCUCUGGCCUCAACCUGGGGCUCAUGGCCCUGGACCCCAUGGAGCUGCGCAUCGUGCAGAACUGCGGCACCGACCGCGAGAAGCGCUAUGCCCGCAAGAUCGAGCCCAUCCGGCGCAAGGGCAACUACUUGCUGUGCUCGCUGCUCCUGGGAAACGUGCUGGUCAACACCUCCCUCACCAUCCUUUUAGACAACCUCAUCGGGUCUGGCCUCAUGGCCGUGGCCUCCUCCACCAUUGGCAUUGUCAUCUUUGGGGAGAUUGUGCCACAGGCCCUGUGCUCCCGGCAUGGGUUGGCUGUGGGCGCCAACACCAUCAGUCUCACCAAACUCUUUAUGCUGCUCACUUUCCCUCUCAGUUUCCCCAUCAGCAAGCUCCUGGACUUUAUUCUGGGCCAGGAGAUUGGCACCGUUUACAACCGGGAGAAGCUGAUGGAGAUGCUGAAGGUGACGGAGCCCUAUAACGACCUCGUGAAAGAGGAGCUAAAUAUGAUCCAGGGUGCCCUGGAGUUAAGGACCAAAACCGUGGAGGAUGUCAUGACCCAGCUCCAAGACUGCUUCAUGAUCCCGAGUGAUGCCGUCCUGGACUUCAACACUAUGUCGGAGAUUAUGGAAAGCGGCUAUACCCGCAUCCCGGUGUUUGAAGACGAGCAGUCCAAUAUUGUAGAUAUUCUCUAUGUCAAGGACUUGGCCUUCGUGGACCCCGAUGACUGCACCCCCCUCAAGACCAUCACCCGCUUCUACAACCACCCCGUCCACUUUGUCUUCCACGACACCAAGUUGGACGCUAUGCUGGAGGAGUUCAAGAAGGGGAAGUCCCACCUGGCCAUCGUGCAGAAGGUGAACAACGAGGGUGAGGGUGACCCCUUCUAUGAGGUCCUGGGCCUGGUCACCUUGGAGGAUGUCAUCGAGGAGAUCAUCAAGUCCGAGAUCCUGGAUGAGUCGGAUAUGUACACUGACAACCGAAGCCGGAAACGGGUAUCUGAGAAGAACAAGCGGGAUUUCUCAGCCUUCAAGGAUGCUGACAAUGAACUCAAAGUGAAAAUCUCACCUCAGCUACUUCUGGCUGCUCAUCGCUUCCUGGCCACAGAGGUGCCCCUGUUUAACCCCUCGUUGAUAUCGGAGAAAAUCCUGCUGCGGCUGCUCAAAUACCCGGACGUCAUCCAGGAGCUCAGGUUUGACGAGCACAACAAGUACCACAGCCACCACUACCUGUACACCCGCAACAAGCCGGCUGACUACUUCAUCCUCAUCCUGCAGGGGAAGGUAGAAGUGGAGGCCGGCAAGGAGAACAUGAAGUUUGAGACGGGUGCCUUCUCCUACUACGGGAUCAUGGCCCUGGCCUCAGCCCCCUCUGUGCCAUCAGCCCAAGCCGGGUGUCCACCUGGCAAGCGCAACUCCCUGCUCUCCUGGCUCUCAGGUAAUGUGGUGUGCUGGAGAAGGUCAUGCCGCCACCUGUGGUCUGGCCCCACGCACCGCAGCUGCAUGAACCUCGCCCCAAAGGCACCUGGGCUGUCCCACCUGUUCAGACUUGCGGGCAGCCCGACUUGCACUGGCUGCUUGACCUAGUGCCCAGCUCCUGAGUGGCUUUGCUCCAGCCUGGAAGGGUCUCCUCAGAGGUCCUUGAGAAGACACACACAUGUGCUUACGCCCACAGACACACAGACUCACUCACAAGCACACGAUGACAGGCUGGAAGCAAGGUUCCCUUCUGGCCAGGCCACGUGUGCAUCCUGGAGGGUGUGAGUGGGUUUCUGAGCCACUCGCCAGGCUGCUGCCCUCUGAGUGCUGGUGGGAACAGAGCACAGCUGGCCUGCAUCCUCCCGAUGGAGGCCACUCACUGCCCUCGGGAUUACACGUCAGCUCGUCAGCUGCCUCUGAAAAACCUUCCACCUUUCUUCAUAGGCUUUGCUUUCCAUUUUGUUACUUGCAUGUGUCUGCCCGGGGAGCCGCCAGCGCAGCAGCCAGAGUCAGGCCGCCCCGUUUGUACCCCGUCUCCCCACUUACUAGCCAGAUGAUGCUGGGAUGUUAACUUCCUCUCCAAGGCAGGAUUUCCUUGUAGGUGAGGUGGGAGCAAUGUAUAUUCCCACCCCAGAGAGUUGUGAGGAGAGGAGUAAGUGAGCAUUUUAUAUUAGUCAUAUUUAUAAUAAUUGUUGGCGCAAUUAUUAUUUCUGUAUUUUCUCUAUUACGAUUAAAAUGUGACGUUCCAUUCAGAAAGUAUUUAGGAAAAGGCCAAUUUCCUCAGUCAAUUUAUAUUCAUAUCUGUUCCUGUUUCCCCUGAGUGGAUUCCGACUCAGAGCGACCCCAUGUGACAGAGUGGAACUGCCCCUCGGGUUUUCCUAGGCUGCAGUCUUUACGAGAGCAGAUGGCACUCGCCAGGACUCCUUGUAUAUUCAUAUAGUUGGGCUUUUUCCUUCUUAACUGCACCAGGACAUGCCUGUCUAUUUUGAACCUAAGAACAAACAAACCAAAAGAGGGUAAAAGGUGACUAGAAGCAGCCUUACUCUCUUUUGAGCUGCCCAGCGUCACCUCUUGCUUCCUGUCCUCCCUUUCUGCACAAAGUCUCGUCUCAUGAAUGUCCAGAAGGUGGUUGCAUCCUGAUGCGUUUACCUAAUGUGGUAACAGAUGUUUUUCCCCGAACUUCCAAGUUAAGCCCCACGGUGUUCGACUGGGCACACGUGCCCUCGUUUCUUAAUUCUUCCCUUUAGGGAUGUUCACAGUAUAACUCACAUGGUGAUGUGAGCCUCUUUAUGCAAAAAACCUUUUCUGUGUUCUGGAUUUUGUCCUUAGACUAUUCUUUCAGAAAUGGAAUUACUGGGUCAAAACCCCUUAUUUUUUGUUACGUUUAUUGUUGUGUUUUAACCAUAAAAGUAACAUAGGCUUAUUUAGAAAUUUGGCAAGUAGAAAAAAAGUAUUAAGAAAUUUUAAAAGCACCAUAAUUUCCUUUCUCAGAAACAGACACUUAAUAUUUUGUUCUAUUUCUUUCUAGGAUUCCUAUUUUUAAUAGGUCACGUCACUAAUUUGUGUUGGUGUGAAAUUCACUUCCUGUUUCUGAGGUGUUAAUGAGCAUUAACUGACAGGAUUCCAUCUUCUAAAUAAUUAAUAUGAAAUAUUAACCAGUACCCCUAGUGUCCCAGAGGUGUUUCUUAAGUUGGAAUGAGUGACCCACCAAUGGCUGUACCCUACCAGAUCAUGAACUAUUCCAGGCUGUUUUGGUGGGUUUCUGAAUGAAAACCCAAGCUUUACUGAAGCUCAGAGAUGGGAGCGUCACUGAAUUCACCCUCACUGCUCUGGCCCCUCAAUCUCCUGGAUUUCAAUUCGUUUGCUCCAUUUGCUGGCUGUUAGACUAGCCGACUAGUAGUCAGCUAAUGAGCAGAUGGGCUUGUUUACAGUCAGCGUGCCUUCGCAUUCCACUUCUUUGUGGAUUUCACCGCUUUCUAAGUGUUCCCAGAAAUAAGAGCUAGCAGUGUGCAGUACAGGGCGCAGUUCCUUUUUCAGACUAACCGGCGGUUCCAUCCCCAUUGGAGGUGGACGGUUUGCUGCCCUUUCCAGCUGGGAAUUGAUAGGAGGCCUGUGCUCCCUCUAGUGGUGGGAAGAGGCAGGCGCACACCUCUACUGCCUUGCGCUUUGUCUCAGGAGAGCCUGGGGAAGCUGUAGGAAGCUGGGGCACCCACGGCCACCCUCUCUGCCAGGCUGACGGGGCUCAGCAGACACAGGUGUAGGGGUAGGACUGUGUUUUGCACAGAGCAGGCCGUGUACAGGACACACUUUUGACCCUUUAAGAGCAUUUAAAGGAAUAAAGACAAGACUUACUGGUCUAACAGACUAGACAAACCCCGAGAGUAUGGCCUCGGACACCCUUUUAACUCAGUACUGAAAGUAGUUUGCUCUGUAAACCUUCAUCUAAAGUACAAUUUAAAAACAAGAAACAAAGAAAAACCCAGCCCAACCCAGUGCUGUCGAGUCGAUUCCGACUCAUAGCGACCCUAUAGGAUAGAGUAGAACUGCCCCAUAGAGUUUCAAGGAGCGCCUGGCGGAUUUGAACUGCCGACCCUUUGGUUAUCAGCCGUAGCACUUAACCACUACGCCACCAGGGUUUCCAAAGAAACAAAGAGAACUCUUAAAAAAGAGCAUUUUAAGAUGUGACAGGGAGCCAUGUGUGAAGAUGUAUGUGUGUAUGCGUGAGGGAAGAGCGCAGACUAUUCCUACCAUCAGUGUGUGAGGUUGUGUGUGUAUAUGCAAGGGAAGAGCGCAGACUGCUCCUACCGUCAGUGCGUGAGUGUGUGUGUGUGUAUGUGUGAGGGAAGAGCACAGACUAUUCCUACCAUCAGUGCGUGAGGGUGUGUGUGUGUAUGCGUGAGGGAACAGUGCACACUGUUCCUACCAUCAUUGUGUGAGGUUGUGUGUGUGUAUGUGUGAGGGAAGAGUGCAGACUGCUCCUACCGUCAGUGCGUGAGGGUGUAUGUGUGAGGGAAGAGCGCAGACUGCUCCUACCGUCAGUGCGUGAGGGUGUAUGUGUGAGGGAAGAGUGCAGACUGCUCCUACCGUCAGUGUGUGAGGGUGUGUGUGUGUAUGUGUGAGGGAAGAGCGCAGACUGCUCCUACCGUCAGUGUGUGAGGUUGUGUGUGUGUAUGUGUGAGGGAAGAGUGCAGACUGCUCCUACCGUCAGUGCGUGAGGGUGUAUGUGUGAGGGAAGAGCGCAGACUGCUCCUACCGUCAGUGUGUGAGGGUGUGUGUGUGUGCGUGAGGGAAGAGCGCAGACUGUUCCUACCGUCAGUGUGUGAGGGUGUGUGUGUAUGUGUGAGGGAAGAGCGCAGACUGCUCCUACCGUCAGUGUGUGAGGUUGUGUGUGUGUAUGUGUGAGGGAAGAGUGCAGACUGCUCCUACCGUCAGUGCGUGAGGGUGUAUGUGUGAGGGAAGAGCGCAGACUGCUCCUACCGUCAGUGUGUGAGGUUGUGUGUGUGUAUGUGUGAGGGAAGAGUGCAGACUGCUCCUACCGUCAGUGCGUGAGGGUGUAUGUGUGAGGGAAGAGCGCAGACUGCUCCUACCGUCAGUGUGUGAGGGUGUGUGUGUGUGCGUGAGGGAAGAGCGCAGACUGUUCCUACCGUCAGUGUGUGAGGGUGUGUGUGUAUGUGUGAGGGAAGAGCGCAGACUGCUCCUACCGUCAGUGUGUGAGGUUGUGUGUGUGUAUGUGUGAGGGAAGAGUGCAGACUGCUCCUACCGUCAGUGCGUGAGGGUGUAUGUGUGAGGGAAGAGCGCAGACUGCUCCUACCGUCAGUGUGUGAGGUUGUGUGUGUGUAUGUGUGAGGGAAGAGUGCAGACUGCUCCUACCGUCAGUGCGUGAGGGUGUCUGUGUGAGGGAAGAGCGCAGACUGCUCCUACCGUCAGUGUGUGAGGUUGUGUGUGUGUAUGUGUGAGGGAAGAGUGCAGACUGCUCCUACCGUCAGUGCGUGAGGGUGUAUGUGUGAGGGAAGAGCGCAGACUGCUCCUACCGUCAGUGUGUGAGGGUGUGUGUGUGUAUGUGUGAGGGAAGAGUGCAGACUGCUCCUACCGUCAGUGCGUGAGGGUGUAUGUGUGAGGGAAGAGCGCAGACUGCUCCUACCGUCAGUGUGUGAGGGUGUGUGUGUGUAUGUGUGAGGGAAGAGUGCAGACUGCUCCUACCGUCAGUGCGUGAGGGUGUAUGUGUGAGGGAAGAGCGCAGACUGCUCCUACCGUCAGUGUGUGAGGGUGUGUGUGUGUGCGUGAGGGAAGAGCGCAGACUGCUCCUACCGUCAGUGCGUGAGGGUGUAUGUGUGAGGGAAGAGCGCAGACUGCUCCUACCGUCAGUGUGUGAGGGUGUGUGUGUGUAUGUGUGAGGGAAGAGUGCAGACUGCUCCUACCGUCAGUGCGUGAGGGUGUAUGUGUGAGGGAAGAGCGCAGACUGCUCCUACCGUCAGUGUGUGAGGGUGUGUGUGUGUAUGUGUGAGGAAAGAGUGCAGACUGCUCCUACCGUCAGUGCGUGAGGGUGUAUGUGUGAGGGAAGAGCGCAGACUGCUCCUACCGUCAGUGUGUGAGGGUGUGUGUGUGUAUGUGUGAGGGAAGAGUGCAGACUGCUCCUACCGUCAGUGCGUGAGGGUGUAUGUGUGAGGGAAGAGCGCAGACUGCUCCUACCGUCAGUGCGUGAGGGUGUAUGUGU